AGAAGCUCUGCGUCGUUGCUUCAAUGGCGAUUCUUUAGCCGCUCCUUCUCAUUUUCCAUGUCUCCGAUUUCUGGGUUCGUCUUAUUUCUUCUCAAACAUCCGGAGUGUUCUCGUGCUCUCCGACCUGCAGAACUGUUCGAGUUUCGAGGAGAGGCCGCGUGAGGUAAAAGGAAAAGGGUUCUGCUGUCCAGAUCUGAAAAAGGCAGCGAGCUGAGAAAAAGAAGACCCACAAACGGAAGUAGAAAGAAGGAAAAACAGCUUGUUUUCCCAGUGAGAUUGAUUCAUGGAGUCUCGAAGAAUUUUCUUGUGGAUUCUCUGUUUGGGUUUGGUUUUCUCGGGAGGAAAUGCAGACCCAGUCGAGGAUAAGCGCGCGCUGCUCGAGUUUCUGAGCAUUAUGAAUCCCACCCGUACACUCAACUGGAACGAGAGCUCCUCCGUCUGUAAUAUUUGGACAGGAAUCACUUGCAGUCAGGACGAAUCUCAAGUCAUAGCCGUUAGAUUGCCCGCAGUUGGUCUCAACGGUCGGAUUCCCUCGAACACGAUAAGCCGCCUCUCGGGCCUCAGAGUUCUCAGUCUCAGAUCCAACCGAAUCACCGGCCAGUUUCCGGCGGAUUUCGUCAAUUUGAAGAACUUGUCGUUCCUCUAUCUUCAGUACAACAACUUCACGGGUCCUUUGCCGGAGGAUUUUUCCGUUUGGACAAAUCUCAUGAUCGUUAAUCUCUCCAACAACGGCUUCAAUGGAACCAUCCCGGAUUCUCUUUCCGGUCUGAAACAUCUCCAGUCGCUGAAUCUUGCCAACAAUUCGCUUUCUGGGGAGAUUCCUGAUCUGGGUCUUUCUGGUUUGCAGCACAUUAACUUGUCCAACAACAACCUCGCUGGAUCGAUACCAAAGUCACUUCAGAGAUUCCCGGGUUCGUCUUUCGUGGGCAAUGCUGGAAUUUCAUCGGGCGACACCCGAGUUCCUCUGGUUCCAUCAUCGAGCUCUCAGCCUCGCGAGAAACCUAAAGCCCGUCUCCUAGGGCUAAACGAGACAGCAUUCUUGUUGAUCGUUGUCGCGGUUGGAGUUGUCACAGCUGCAGCGUUUGGGUUUAUGCUGAUCGUUUGUUGCUCGAAAAGGAAGUCCAGAAACGACGGGAUUUCGGAUAAGCUUCAGAAAGGGAACAUGUCGCCGGAAAAAGUGGUUUCCCGGAUGGAAGAUCAGAACAACCGGCUGAGUUUUUUCGAGGGAUGCAACUAUGCAUUUGAUCUGGAGGAUCUCUUGAGGGCAUCUGCAGAGAUUCUCGGUAAGGGAACGUUUGGCACAACGUAUAAGGCUGUUCUUGAGGAUGCAACUUCUGUCGUGGUGAAGCGGCUCAAGGACGUGGGAGCUGGGAAACGAGAUUUCGAGCAGCAGAUGGAGAUCAUCGGAGGUAUUAAGCACGAGAAUGUGAUGGAGCUGAAGGCAUAUUACUACUCCAAGGAUGAGAAGCUUAUGGUUUAUGACUAUAUCAGCCAGGGCAGUGUCUCUUCCAUGCUUCAUGGUAACAGAGGAGAUAACCGGGUUCCUCUUGACUGGGAAACCCGAAUGAGGAUAGCCAUAGGAGCAGCUAGAGGGAUAGCUCGGAUCCACGAAGAGACCAGCGGGAAAUUCGUCCAUGGGAACAUCAAGUCCUCAAACAUAUUCCUGAAUUCCCAGCUCGAUGGAUGUGUUUCGGAUCUUGGAUUGUCUGCUGUUAUGAGCCCCUUGACUCCACCGAUAUCCCGACAGGCUGGUUACCGUGCACCGGAAGUAACCGAUACGAGGAAAUCUUCGCAAGCUUCGGACGUUUACAGCUUCGGGGUUGUACUUCUCGAACUUCUGACCGGAAAAUCGCCCAUCCACACCACCGCCGGAGACGAGAUUAUCCACUUGGUUCGGUGGGUUCAUUCAGUGGUGAGAGAGGAAUGGACAGCGGAGGUUUUCGACAUCGAGCUCCUGAAGUAUCCCGACAUAGAGGAAGAGAUGGUGGAGAUGUUGCAGAUAGCCAUGUCGUGCGUGGUCAGGGUUCCUGACCAGCGGCCGAAGAUGUCCGAUCUGGUCAGACUCCUCGAGAACGUCCGACGAAAACCCGACAGAGGAUCCGAGAGCUCCACACCUACCGGAGCUAGAAUCUAAUGAACGAAAUCGAACUGUUGUGAUUAUUUGACGUUCGUAUACUCUGUUGUCGGCGAUUCUUCUGAAUCUGCUACUGAUAGAACUGUUUCUCUGUAACGAUUUCGUUGGGUUUAUGAUUCUGAUAAUCUUUUUGAAAA
Molecule: messenger RNA, 2271 nt
Organism: Tarenaya hassleriana
Lineage: Eukaryota; Viridiplantae; Streptophyta; Magnoliopsida; Brassicales; Cleomaceae
Product: probable inactive receptor kinase At4g23740
Exons: 5
Coding region: 284-2134 (616 amino acids)
Biological process (GO): protein phosphorylation
Molecular function (GO): protein binding; protein kinase activity; ATP binding
Source: RefSeq, a predicted model, not a curated record